GAAAAGAAAAGUGAGAACAAAUAAUUUCUUUAUUUUGCAAAACUCGCUCGCUGGUUUGUUGUCUUGUGCUGUGUGCAGUGCUGUUUGUGAAAUAGAAAAGCGUAAUUACUGGCCUUUAAUAGGAGCCAAGCGAUUUCCUCACAGCACAAGGGUUGUUCACAUGCCAAGCGUAGCCUAACGCUCUGUCUAUAACAAGCAUGGAUAGUGUGCUCUAAAGAAUUUUGCAAAAAAAAACUCAAAAACGGAUACGAAAAUAAAGAGAACAACAUGAUUUCGGCAAAUAAUUUGGAGCCGCUCGCAGCGCCCAGACACUUGGAAAUGAGUGGUGAACAAAAGUUAAUGGCUUACAAGCGGGUUGGUCAGGCGGUGAAUAUGUCUGUUGAUCGUUUGGUUACCAUUGGAGAAAUCAUUGCUGAGGGUUUUCAGGACAUCAAAGGUGAUAUGUUUGAGUGCUGUAAGGAUGCUCGGGAUACGGGGAAAUCCAUUGAACAACUUUGUAUAUCGGGGGAUUUGAUACACGACAGUGCUGGUGUGCCCAAACCCUAUGUGGAUCAUACGGCCAUUGUUUUGGCCUCACGUUCCCUGCUGACCUCCAUAACACGGGUCCUCUUGCUGGUCGACAUUAUUGUGGUGAAACAAUUGUUCAGCUUCAAAUACAAGGAUAGCAAAUGUCCCCAGAAUUUGGAAUGUGUCAUGAACUUUACCAAAUUUGUGCAGGCCUUCUCUGCUUUCGGCACCGAAAUGGUGGAAAUGACCUAUUUAACCGGUAGUAAUGCCAAUUGUGCCAAAGAAGAGCGGCGACGUUCGGAAAUAUUGUCGGCUCGCCAAGUGCUGGAGCACUCGGUCAAGGUUCUGAUAACCUCCUCCAAGGUGUGUAUGGUCCAUUACAAUUGUGUGAUUGCACGCGAAAAUCGCAAUACCGUGUUCUGUCAAAUUCGCCGCGGCAUGGAUCACAUACAUUUCAUCAUCAAGGAUACCAUAAUCGAAUCCGAAUGGCAUUCGACGAAACAGCAGCAGUAUUCCUACUACAACAACGACGAUCGUGGCACCAUACAUGCCACCAUACAACACUUUACCUAUCUGAUGCAGUGUUGCCGCUACAAAACGAACAAACACGGUGGCGGAGAUCCCUAUCUGAAUUCGAAAUUCAAUCACAACUCUUCGUAUCGCAAGAAGGCCCUGGAGCGACGAUGGGUAGCACCACAUGACAAUAAAACCAAAACGAAGCUAUACGAUGCCACGGGACUGCCCGAAGGAGAGCGCCUGCUAAACGAAUGCUACGGCUUGGAUGAGUACUCCUCGUCGGCGUCGGGUAGUCCCAAAUACAAGACGACAAUCAAUCAAUCCUGCGUUUGUGAGGAUCUCAUUGAAAAACUACUGAUCUCAUUCGACAGAAUCCUGGAGAACAUACACGAUUUCACCGACUCACCCUAUACCAGUCAUGAGAUGCGCGAGAGUAUUCUGAUCUAUUGCGACCACUGUACCCGUGAGCUGAACAAAUACCUACGCAUUGUUGUCAAGCAGGGUGACCAGCCCUAUGCCAAAGAUCCGUAUCAGGAUGAGUACAUAGACACGGUGUUGUCGGCCGUCAAAACACUCUCCGAACAAUUGGUCGCCUCGGCAGCAGAGCAGUCGCGUGACAUGUUUCAUGCACUGAAAAUGUCCACGGAACUGGUGAACUCUCUGAAUGCCAUAAUUUCACAACAAAACUUGCCGCAAUUCACCCAGAAAGUCAACGAGUUUCACGAACAUUGUGAUCACAUUUUGGAUGUGUGUAAACUGCUGAGGCACAUUGCCGUGCAGGAUGCUCUCAAAGAGCAGGCCAGCCAUGUGUCCAUAAAUCUACGAAUCUAUGGACCUCAAGUAAUAUUAGCUGCCAAAAUACUAACGAAAUUUCCGCUCAGCAAUGUGGCCAGUGAGAAUUUUGAUGCUUUUGUGGAAAUGUGGACGUGGCUGGUGUCCGAAGUGAAUAUUGUAGCAAAGAAGAUCUUGGAAUCGAUGGCCGUAAUAAGUGAACAAGAUUUAAAGUACCUGACAUUUGGGAGUAGCACUGCAUCGGUAUCGGAUGUUGCCAAACCGGCGAAAAGUGUUAAUUUUCCUAAGGACUUACCGGAACCCAGUAAGGAGCUAGAUCUCGAGGCCGAUGCAGUCAAACGCGAUUUGCAACCUCGAUGGAAUGAAGAUCUCUGCGACAAUGACAUAAUUAAAAGAGCAAAAAAUCUUUCGGCCAUGGCAUUUCUAAUGUAUCAAUUUACCAAAGGUAAUGGUUCGCUGAAAACCACACAAGAUCUCUUCACACAAGCUGAAUAUUUUGCUGAAGAAGCCAAUCGUCUCUAUAAGAUAUUAAGACAAUUUUCCUAUCAGGUCCCCGCAAGUCCACACAAAAAAGAUCUACUCAAUGUCCUAGACCGGGUACCCACAUUUGUACAAACAUUACAGUUUACUGUCAAAGAUCAUACGGUGGGUCCAUCGGCUACAUAUGUUAAGGUGGAUCAUGUUAUCAGGGAAACGAAAAACCUCAUGUGUGUUAUCAAUAGUGUUGUGACAAAGUGCCUAGAAUGUGCUACAAAGACUCGCUGUGAUCAAAAAAUACAAUCUGGACUUUAAUAGUAUUACUGGAGGUCUUACCUCCUCUAUGCAUGGUGAUGACUUAGCUGCCGGUGCCAUGGAUUCAAAGGGUACAAGCAAUAGCAGUGACAUAACUGGGUGACAUUACGGUAUGGCCCGCAGAGCCAAAGGAGAUACAAGGAGAACACGAGUCUCCUUUUUACUUUUUUGAUUAUUAUUCACUGUUAAAUGCCAUCAAAAGCAAAACCAUCAACAGUAUUUCAAUGUUUAUAUGGUCAUUAUUCCAAUUUUUAUACAUCUAUUCCAUCUAUUCCGAGUGUAUUUGCGGAUUAUUUUUUAGACUUUUCCCCCUUCACAACAACAACAGCAACAAAAAAGCAAGGAGAUUUUGGUGUUCAAUGUGUAUGUUUAUCUUCUUUGUCAAAGAAAUAUACUAACUAUAUAUAUAUGAAAAAAAUUUGAAUGUUAUUGUUGUUCAUCAUCAUCAUGAUCAUGUUUUGGAAAUGGUUUUGUUUUUCUUGUUCGUUUUGGAAUUUUGAUCAGCAUUUUUUAUUAUUAUUAUUAUUAUUAUUAUUAUUAUUAUUAUUAUUAUUAGUAAACAUUUUCUCAUGUGUGUAAAACAUAACUAAAAGUACUAAGUAUUUACGAAACUAAACCAAAAAAGGAAAGAAAGAAGAAGAAGAAGUAUAAACAGUAUUCGAAAACAAAACAUCCACCCAGUAACACAUUUUUUUCUCUUACUCAAUCAAGUAUAUAUAUAUCAAUCUAACUAUCCUAUACACCACAUAUAUACAUAUAUAUAAUAUACAUUCAUACAAAA
Musca domestica (house fly) is the source of this 3388-nucleotide messenger RNA. RefSeq names its product alpha-catulin (gene alpha-Catr). The record is from RefSeq and is a predicted model, not a curated record. NCBI's taxonomy places the organism in Eukaryota, Metazoa, Arthropoda, Insecta, Diptera, Muscidae. The transcript has 9 exons. Gene Ontology annotation, molecular function: cadherin binding; actin filament binding. Bases 268 to 2607 code for a protein of 779 amino acids. Gene Ontology annotation, biological process: Rho protein signal transduction; cell adhesion.